Passer domesticus (house sparrow) is the source of this 5197-nucleotide messenger RNA. RefSeq names its product zinc finger ZZ-type containing 3 (gene ZZZ3). The coding region runs from base 1298 to 4009 and encodes 903 amino acids. Gene Ontology annotation, molecular function: zinc ion binding. The record is from RefSeq and is a predicted model, not a curated record. The transcript has 13 exons. Lineage: Eukaryota; Metazoa; Chordata; Aves; Passeriformes; Passeridae.
AAGCUUUUGUUAUAGCUCUGAGCUGCUUAUUAUUACAUAUUAUUUCAAGUAAGAUCUUCAUAGUGUCUUUUGGUGGAGGUUGUUUCUAUAAUUUGAAAGUACUGCUUGUUUUGAUGUAGUGUAGAAAAUCAGAAUAAUAAAAUGCUGUUUCCAGAAAACUGAUUUCUUGCUAAUGUAGUUCUGUGAAACUCAGUAUGUGUGGGAAGAGAUGCUGGCAUACUCUAGAUGUGAUAGACUGCUGAAUAUAAUUUGUUAAAUUAAAUUCAUCCCUAAUUUAGUAAUACUGCUUUGUUAAGAAGUGAUGUAUUUUCUGUGUGGAGAUAAUCCAAAAUCUUGAUAAUCUGGUGUCUGUGCAAAUUCUCAUCUUUUCAGAGGUGCUAAUUUAUUUGUCUUGGCCAAAUACUUCUCUGAGGGAUUAGAUUCUGUUUGCAUAAAUAGCUACUGCUUCCAGUUUUUAAAGAUGUACUGUUGUAAGUAACAUUGCUUUGCUCUGCAGAGAAUUUAAGAGCUGGUAUUUCAUAGCACAGAGAUCCACCCAUUUAUUACUUUGGGCAGUUAUAUAUGUGUGUCACAUUUGCUCUUCUAAAUGGUAACUUUGCCAUAGCAGAUUCUGUCUCUGAAGUAGUUUGGGGAUUUACUGAAGUAUGGUACUAGAGAGUGCUCCUGCUAUCAGAUACCCACAAAUGCCAUAUCUGACCACGAGGAAAGAUUUGAAUCUUUAUCACUGCAGUAUUAUCACUGAGCAUAUUGAUUCUCAGAUGAGACUCGGAAGAAAGAUAACAGAUUAUUUCUCUUCAAUAUGAAAAUUAUUCAUUAUACUCUAGAUCAGAUGACACACUGUUCUGUUUUCUAGGGUUGAAUUGUUAUGGAAGACAUUAGAUAUUGCCCAUUUUCAUCAAAUAGUGACAUCAGACAACUAUUGGAGGCUUCUCUUGAAAGUCUGUUCUCCCCCACCCCCAGUGCACAGUUUUUAAAAAAUUUGCUUAAUGUUGUAUGUACUGUUAAUUUAUCCAUCCUAAGUUCCAUUUAUGUCAUUCCAGCACAGUUAUAAUAGAGGCUGGUUUCAGAUCUGGUACACACCCAGUAUGUUCAGUUUUCAAAAUCUGGUUAAUGUGAUGGCAUAAACUAGUAAAGCUUUGGAUUACAUGAUGGAUGUCAGCAAUGGUGAUUGAUAUUGUUUGAGUGGUACAGUAAGAGUCUGCUGUAUGAAAUGCCAGAAGUUUACCUUUCUUCUAGUUUAGCAAUGGUUUCCCAGUGAGUGGAUCACAAUGAACAUACUUUAGGGACUUGCCAUAGUAUGGCUGCUUCUCGAUCUACUCGUGUUACAAGAUCUACAGUGGGUUUAAAUGGUUUGGAUGAAAAUUUUUGUGGUAGAACAUUAAGGAACCGUAGUAUUGCUCAUCCGGAGGAAGUCUCAGCCCAUCCUCAAAUCCGAUCCAGGUCACCAAAGAAGAGGCCAGAGUCUGUGCAAACUCAGAAGGGCAGCAACGGUGGCAGAACUACUGAUUUGAAACAGCAGAGUGCUCGGGAGUCAUGGGUGAGCCCUAGAAAGAGAGGGCUGUCCACUUCAGAGAAAGAUAAUGGUGAUAAACAAACUGUGGAAAAUAGUGAAAAAAAACAAGCAGAACCUGUUUCACCAGUUUUGAAAAGAAUUAAACGUUGUCUGCGUUCAGAGGCACCCAACAGUUCUGAAGAAGAUUUGCCCACUAAGGCAGAGAAGGAGUCAUUGGAGCAUAAAAGCUUAGUGGACAAUGAUGCAGCCUCCACGGGGACUAAGCGAGCUUGUCGAUGUCUUAUAUUGGAUGAUUGUGAGAAAAGGGAAGUUAAAAAGGUGAAUGUCUGUGCAGAAGGGUUUAAUAAUUCUGCAGUAGUUGAAGAGGUUGCAGGUUAUCAGACUGUCAAUGGAGUUGGUGAGAGAGACUCAAAUUCUCUUAACUGUGAUGACUGUCAGGUUGAUGGGAAUGCUAAGCAGAACAGUGCUGGUUCCCAUACGCCCAAGGACAAAACAGUAGCAGAAAAUGGAAACUCAUUUGCCCAUUCUUCGUUGCUGCUUAAUAGCAGCAAAGAGGACAGUGUUGUAGACCAUUAUGUGCCUUGCACAAACUCUCAAGAACAGGUAAAGUUAGAGGACCACAAACCAAUAAAUGACUGCUUGCCUGAGGAGCAUGCUAAUCAGGCAUUUGAGCCAGCUGCAGGGUCCUUUUCUGAAAUCCAGUCAUCUUUGUUAAGGGAUUCGGAGGAGGAGGUGGAUGUUGUAGGAGAUAGCAGUGCCUCUAAGGAACAGUGUGCUGAAAACACCAAUAGCAACCUGAAUACUCACCAUGACAGUGCAUCAAUCUCAGGUGAACCUGAACCACAUUCUUCAGUGCUGAACUGUGUGUCGGCUCAGAUGACAAAUAUGUUGGAACUUCAAGAACACAGAUACACGUUGAGAACUUCACCACGAAGGGCUGCCCCUGCCAGAAGUAGCCCUACUAAAAAUAACUCUCCUUGCAGAGAAAAUGGACAGGUUGAGGAAAAUAAUCUUAGUCCUACUGAAAAGAAUGUACCUGUAGGUAUUAAUAAUAUCAAUGGAUCUCCCAAAAAGACUGAAGAAAUCAAACAGAAUGAAAAAGAGAGAAAUAGUAAUACAGGGGAUCAUGGGAGUGAUGGACUAAGAAAGCCUGAGUCUAGGCUUGUUGCAGGAUUUGUACCAUCUGCCAAAGAGAGUGCCAACAUCCACACUGCAGAGGAGGAUGAGGAAGAGCCUGAUGUGUAUUACUUUGAAUCAGAUCAUGUGGCAUUGAAACACAACAAAGAUUAUCAGAGACUGUUACAGACGAUUGCUGUACUCGAGGCUCAACGUACUCAAGCAGUUCAAGACCUUGAAAGUUUAGGCAGACACCAGAGAGAAGCACUGAAAGAUCCUAUUGGAUUUGUGGAAAGACUCCAGAAGAAGGUUGAUAUGGGUCUUCCAUUUCCUCAGAGAGUUGUUCAGCUCCCUGAGAUUGCCUGGGACCAAUACACCACUAGCCUUGGAAACUUUGAGAGAGAAUUCAAAAACCGAAAACGUAACAGUAGGAGAGUGAAGCUGAUUUUUGACAAAGUAGGUAUCCCUGCAAGACCAAAAAGUCCUUUGGAUCCCAAGAAGGAUGGAGAGUCUGUUUCGUACUCUGUCUUGCCUUUAAGUGAUGGUCCAGAAGGUUCCACAAACAGUCGUCCACAGAUGAUAAGAGGGCGACUUUGUGAUGAGACCAAACCUGAAACUUUUAACCAGCUGUGGACUGUGGAGGAACAGAAAAAACUGGAGCAAUUGCUUUUGAAGUAUCCACCAGAGGAGGUAGAGUCCCGACGGUGGCAGAAGAUAGCAGAUGAACUGGGAAAUAGAACAGCAAAGCAGGUUGCCAGUAGAGUGCAGAAAUAUUUUAUUAAACUGACUAAAGCUGGUAUUCCAGUUCCAGGAAGAACACCAAACUUAUAUUUAUAUUCCAAAAAGUCAUCAAGUAGACGGCAACAUCCUUUAAAUAAACAUCUUUUCAAACCUUCAACUUUCAUGACAUCUCAUGAACCUCCAGUUUAUAUGGAUGAAGAUGAUGACAGAUGCAGUUUUCACAGCCAUAUGGACACUGCAGCAGAAGAGGAAGUAUCGGAUGAAGAGAGUAUUCCAGUAACUUAUCGAGAGUUACCUGAAUACAAAGAACUGUUAGAGUUUAAAAAAUUGAAGAAACAGAAACUCCAGCAGAUGCAUGCAGAAAGUGGAUUUGUGCAGCACGUGGGAUUUAAGUGUGACAACUGCGGGAUUGAGCCUAUCCAGGGUGUUCGGUGGCACUGCCAAGACUGCCCUCAAGAAAUGUCCUUGGAUUUCUGUGAUUCGUGUUCUGACUGUCUGCAUGAAACAGAGAUUCAUAAGGAAGAUCACCAGUUAGAACCUAUUUACAGAGCAGAGACAUUUUUAGACAGAGACUACUGCAUGUCCCAGGGCACCAGUUACAAUUAUCUUGACCCAAACUACUUUCCAGCAAAUAGAUGACAUGGGAAGCAGAUCUACCAACUUGGGUUUACUAUCCUCUUUGAAAAAUAACAAUGGCACCAUUGUUAAUUCUGUGCACAUUUUGGAAAGACUCUGCUUUCCCUGAAAUGUCACUCACAGCAUGACAGCUUCCUGGGUGUACUUGUCAAACUACAGCUUUGAGCUGUCAUGGUUCUAGAUCACUGAACAGCAGCUGAACAUUCCUAGUGUGCAGAAGGUUUCACUGGGAGACUUUUCUUUCACCACAUUAGUCACUUUUAGGUGGUGAAUCUAAACAAAAGAAACACAUACAAAAGGGUGAGCCAGAAAUGAGAGCACACAUUAAAGAUAGAGUAUAUUCCAAAGGCUUUGAAGAACUUGGUUAUAAUGAGAUCCAGAGGAGAUGAAGUAUUUAUAUAAAAACAGUUUAGUAGCUUGCAGUUUUGUUGUGAAAUAGUUUUCAGCACAGUAACUGACUUCUUUAGGCAAGGUUUUAACCAAUGACAGUGUUUGCUUCUAGGCUGUACUCUAAAAAUACUCACUGUCUCAGCAAUGGUUGGCUACGGGCCUUUAUUAAAUUGGAGCUGCUUAAUCAUGUUGACCUUCAAUUUUUUAAAUUUUUUUUUAAACCACAAUGAACUCUAUUUACCAACAGUGAAGCACUACAGGGGGCAACUGUGGCAUUGCUUCCUUAACCAGCUCAUGGUGUGUGAAUGUUAUAAAAUUGUCACUCAGAUAUAUUUUUUAAAUGUAAUGUUAUAUAAGAUGAUCAUGUGAUGUGUACAAAAUAUGGUGAAAAGUGCCAGUGCUAGUAACUGUGUAAAGUCUCUAAUACUCAACAUUUACUCCUUUAAAAUAAAAUACACAGCCUUCUGCCUCUGUAUUUGGAGUUGUUAGUGCAACUCAUCAAAGAAAACUGCCUAAUAUAAAUCAUAUAUAUGGUAAUAAUUUUUCCUCUUUUGUAGUCUGCACAAGAUCCAUGAAAGAUUGUAUUUUUAUUACUAUUUAAACAGUGAUUAAAUUUAGCCUGAGCAGUGAGCAAGGGUUCACAUGCAUUCUUUUAUACUGCUGGAUUUUGUUGUGCAUCAUUUAAAACAUUUUGUAUGUUUCUUCUUAUCUGUGUAUACAGUAUGUUCUUAAAUAAUGUUCAAUUGUCAGGAGAACUGUGAGAAAUAAACUAUGUGGAUACAGUCUGUUUAUUAUAUAGAA